Molecule: messenger RNA, 5201 nt
Organism: Eubalaena glacialis (North Atlantic right whale)
Lineage: Eukaryota; Metazoa; Chordata; Mammalia; Artiodactyla; Balaenidae
Gene: MLXIP
Product: MLX interacting protein
Exons: 17
Coding region: 89-2905 (938 amino acids)
Biological process (GO): regulation of transcription by RNA polymerase II
Cellular component (GO): nucleus
Molecular function (GO): DNA-binding transcription factor activity, RNA polymerase II-specific; protein dimerization activity; RNA polymerase II cis-regulatory region sequence-specific DNA binding
Source: RefSeq, a predicted model, not a curated record
GCGCGGGCCGGGCCGGGCCGGCGCCCCGUCACCCUUGCUCGCCCGCGUCGCCCCGGGCUCCGGGGGAUGCCCCCGGCCGGGCCCCCCCAUGGCCGCCGACGUCUUCAUGUGCUCUCCGCGCCGGCCUCGCAGCCGGGGCCGCGCGGUGCUGCUCAAGCCCCAGGUGCCCGAGGACGACGACGACUCGGACACGGAUGAGCCGUCUCCGCCGCCCGCCUCCGGCGCGGCCACCCCGGCCCGGGGCCACGCGAGCGCCGCGCCACUGCCGCCCAAGGCCGGGUCGGGCAGCGAAGAGCCUCCGCGCCGCCAGCAGAUCAUCCACAGCGGCCACUUCAUGGUGUCGUCGCCGCACCGCGAGCACCCGCCCAAGAAGGGCUACGAUUUCGACACGGUCAACAAGCAGACGUGCCAGACCUACAGCUUCGGCAAGACCAGCUCCUGCCACCUGUCCAUCGACGCCUCGCUCACCAAGCUCUUCGAGUGCAUGACCCUGGCCUACAGUGGGAAGUUGGUGUCUCCAAAGUGGAAGAAUUUCAAGGGCCUGAAGCUCCAGUGGAGAGACAAGAUCCGGCUCAACAAUGCCAUCUGGCGGGCGUGGUACAUGCAGUAUUUGGAGAAGCGCAAGAACCCCGUGUGCCACUUUGUCACUCCACUGGACGGCUCUGUGGAAGUGGAUGAGCACCGGCGGCCAGAGGCCAUCACCACGGAAGGGAAGUACUGGAAAAGCCGCAUUGAGAUUGUGAUCCGGGAGUACCACAAGUGGAGAACCUACUUCAAGAAAAGGCUCCAGCAGCACAAGGAUGAGGACCUCUCCAGCCUGGCCCAGGACGAUGACCUGCUUUAUUGGCACAAGCACGGGGAUGGCUGGAAGACCCCCGUCCCCAUGGAGGAGGACGCGCUGCUGAGCACAGACAUGCUCAUGUCGGAAUUCAGCGACACCCUCUUCUCCACGCUUUCCUCACACCCGCCCGUGGCCUGGCCCAACCCGCGCGAAAUAGCACAUCUGGGAAAUGCAGACAUGAUUCAACCGGGGCUGAUUCCUUUGCAGCCCAACCUGGACUUUAUGGACACUUUUGAGCCUUUCCAGGACCUCUUCUCUUCCAGCCGCUCCAUUUUCGGCUCCAUGCUGCCUGCACCCGCCUCAGGGCCUGCACCGGAUCACAACAGCCCACCUGCUGAGAGCAUCCUGCCAACCACCACUCUGCCCACCGCGAGCCUCCCUGACGGCUUCAUCGCGCCCCCUGCAGCCACGGCCCUGGACCCCACGCGUGGGCAGGGCUGUGAACACACCUCCCAGCCGGGGGACCCCUUUCUCCAGCCCGCAGACUUAGGUCCCUCUGCACCACCACUGAGUGUCCCCCAGCCCUUCCUCCCCGUGUUCACCAUGCCCUUGCUGUCGCCCAGCCCAGCCCCGGCACCUGCUUCCCCCGUCUUGCCAUUAGGCCCUCCUCCUGCCACUGCCCUGAACCCCCCGACUCCCCCUGCCUUCCUGCAGCCACAGAAGUUUGCCGAAGUCAGCAAGUCGCCCCCUGUCAUCACCCACACGGCCUCUGCCACCCUCACCCACGACGCCUCUGCCACCACCUUCAGCCAGAGCCAGGGCCUCAUCAUCACGACCCACUAUCCCACCCCCUCCGUGUCCCCCUGUGGCCUGGCGCUGUCUCCAGUCACCCGGCCACCAACCGUCGGGCCUCCUCAACCCCGUUUAACUUUCGUGCACCCCAAGCCCGUAUCCUUGCCUGGGGGGAGGCACAAGCAGCCCCCCAAAAUAGUGCCUGCUCCCAAACCAGAGCCCAUGUCCUUGGUAUUGAAGAAUGCUUGCCUCGCCCCAGCUGCCUUUUCAGGACAGCCCCAAGCAGUGAUCAUGACAUCAGGCCCUCUGAAGAGAGAAAGGAUGUUGGCUUCCACCGUGUCCCAGUCCAACAUGGUCAUCACGCCUGCUGCCAUCGCCAGGGCUCCUGGGGUCACAGAGUUCCACAGCGGCAUCCUGGUGACAGACCUUGGCCACGGCACGGGCAGCCAACCUGCUCCCAUCUCCCGGCUCUUCUCUCCCAGCACAGUGACGGACUCCCUGGUAAAGGGCGAGCAGGUCCCGCCACAUGGGGGCAUCGCCCAGGUCGCUGCCACGGGUGCCAGUGAGUCUGCUGUCUGGUUGGAACGGUUGGGACCGCGUCGAGACGGCCCGAACUCAGGGCAGGCCUCUCCGUGUGCUUCAGAACAGAGCCCCAGUCCUCAGUCUCCCCAGAACAACUGCUCAGGGAAAUCUUCUGCAGACCCCAAAAAUGUGGCUGCUUUAAAGAACCGGCAGAUGAAGCACAUUUCAGCCGAGCAGAAAAGGCGCUUCAACAUCAAGAUGGGCUUCGACACCCUCAACAGCUUGAUCUCUAAUAACACCAAGCUGACCAGCCACGCCAUCACGCUGCAGAAGACAGUGGAGUACAUCACCAAGUUGCAGCAGGAGCGCAGCCAGAUGCAGGAGGAGGCCCGGCGGCUGCGAGAGGAGAUCGAGGCGCUCAACACCACCAUCAUCUCCUGCCAGCAGCUGCUCCCUGCCACGGGCGUCCCUGUCACCCGGCGCCAGUUUGAUCACAUGCGAGACAUGUUUGACGAAUAUGUGAAAAGCCGGACUCUGCAGAAUUGGAAGUUCUGGAUUUUCAGCGUCAUCGUCAAGCCGCUGUUUGAGUCCUUCAGGGGUGUGGUGUCCAGCAGCAGCCUGGAGGAGCUGCACCGGACGGCGCUGUGCUGGCUGGACGAGCACUGCUCCCUGCCCGUUCUCAGGCCGACCGUGCUGAACACCCUCCGGCACCUGAGCGCCACCACGUCCAUCCUGACGGACCCGGCCCAGCUGCCGGAGCAGGCAGCGGAGGCCGUCACCAGAAUGGGCCAGAGAUCUGGGGAGUCUUAGCAGUGCUUAGCGGGCACAUGGCCGCGUGAGAAGCCGUGGAGACCCUUCCUGCCUGUGGAGAGGAGGCCGCGCCCCUCACCUCUCCUGAUGCGGAGCUUCCGGGCCUCCCUCCGACUGCGGCCCAGGCCGCUCAGAACGCCAUGCUCAGGUCUGAAGCAGGUUCGGGUCCUGCCCACAGCAGUAGCCCAGCUUAGGGAACCCCUUGCUGUGAACUCUGACUCAGCGACCUCUGUCACCGACCUCCCCUCCCCUCGGGGUAGCCCGGAUAAAGGGGAACGCUGCCCGUCCCGGUCCUGUCCUGUCCUGCUGGUGGGGUGUCGGGGCCGCGGCGGCAGUGCGGGGAGCAGACGGGGCAAGAGGGGGCAUCACCCGCUCCCCCAAGUUAGGAAACGUGAGGUUCCUUCCCGGCUCCUGUCUGGAGACUUACACACGCUGCCUCCUGUCACCUCUCAGGCGCCCGUGGGGCGGUCGGAAGGCACCCUCCUUCCUGCCCCGACUCUGACCUUGUAGAUAGAUUGCACGCCUGCUCAGGCUCCGCGGGGCCGGCUGCCGGGGAAACCCCGCAACACACGUGUGCAAAGUGGUGGGUGCGCGUGCCCGCAGACAGGAACGGAAGCGCAAGCGACGCGGAGCUGCUGCCGGCUUGGAGGGCCGCUCGGGCGGGGCUUCGAUCUGUCCUGAUCUGGUUCCGCUUGGCGUUGCAGCCUCCGUGGUGACACCGACCUGAGAAUCGCGUGGCGGGGCUCAGCUGGGGCCCUGCUUCCGAGCCGCAGCCGGGCGGGCGGCCGUGCUUGAUGGAUGCUGCUGGCCCUUCGGGUGCAGUGUUUGAAAGACCAGGUUCCACGGUGCUGCCAUCGGCCUGGUCACCUUGUCUGGAUUGUCCAGCUGGGAGCCCCAAAUCAUAACAGUUCCUGGACCAAAGACGCCACCACACCCAGCGUCUGUCUCAUGUUUGGAGGCAGAAAUUGAAUGUUGACACAGAGCUCCGAGGUGUCUGCCUCGGAGCUGUCUCUAGGCGGCUCCAGACCAGACUGUAGAGAGUUGUAUUCAGAUUUGGUCCAGGUGGAGGGGGCAGCAGGCUGUUUCCGGAUGUGGGAAUUGCACUUGGAAGGGUUCAGAGGAGGGCACGGCAGGAGGGGCGGUCCCGGGCCCCCCCUCCUCUCGGUGUGUCUGCAAGAGCAGCUCCAGGUGGAAGGAUGCUCUCUAACACUCAGGAAGCCCAGCCAGGGGUACCUCCUCAUGGAAAGAAUGUGCUUUUCACGUCCUGCUGUGAAGUUCAGAGGCCAGCAGGCUUCCCGUUCAACCUCUGUCCUCCGGGCCCGAGACGGAGACUGGGCAAGCGCUGGGCAGACCAGGAGCCCAGGGGCCCCAGGAGGGGCCGCUGCGGGCCACCCUCUGAAGCUUGGAUCAUUUCGGAGGCUCCUGCUGGUUCCCGGAGGCCUGUGGAAGGUGCUCGAGGGGGCAGGCAGCCCCACCUCAGCCUCGGCUGAUGGAGGAUGGAGGCGGGGUCCUCUCUUUGCCGCUGGCCGUGCCACUGCCCCUGCCGUGGGUCACGACCGGUCACCUGCUCCAGCCCCGUCGAGGGUGCCUCGGCGGCACCCCUCCACCUCCCCAGAACCCGUGUUUACAGGCCUUCCGAUCGCUCUCCUGAGGCGCGAGCACGCAACGAGGCUGGGCCAGCCCUUCGUUUCCACUGGGAGGAGGGACAGGAACCCAGCCUUCCCCCGGGGUGGACACGAGGUCUCCCUCAAAAGUGGAAGAGCACGUGGUAAGAACUCCGUGAGGCUCAAAAGGGAAAAAGGAAAGCCAGAGACGUUCCAGCCAUGAGGGCUCGUGGAGGGUCCUGCCCUCGGCCUCGCCCCAGUUCCUGUGCCUUCGUAAACCGCGUGGUGGCCGCGGAGCUCGGCCCGGCCAUGACCUCUCCGAGAUCACUAGCUUUCUCCCCACCCCUUGCUGGGAGUCUUUUUUUUUUUUUUUUUUUUUUUUUUAGCUCCAUGGGAUAUAAAAUUGGCCUCUUCCUUCUCUGGCCUACCUCUCCCUCCCUUUGGCUGAUUUAAUGUUCACGAUUCUGUUUUUUUAAAUAUUUAAGGCUGUUAGGUUGUAUGAGGCAUUGAAGGGGGUGUGUGUGUGUGUGUGCGUGCGCGUGUGUGUGUGUGUCCCAGCAGACGUUUAACUAGAUGCAUGUUUUGUUUUGAGAUAUUUACUUAAAUCCAUUUCUCUUGGUGCUCACCAUUACGGCUGUAGGGCCGCAAAGCUGUAUCUCUUACUACAAACACGUUUGUUUCUUGCCCUGGAA